Molecule: messenger RNA, 3925 nt
Organism: Caenorhabditis auriculariae
Lineage: Eukaryota; Metazoa; Nematoda; Chromadorea; Rhabditida; Rhabditidae
Source: the annotation of a GenBank genome assembly
AUGGGCUUCUAUAAAUCGUGGAGUCUUGAUUUGCUCGAAUGCUGCUCCGUUCAUCGGAACUUAGGUGAGAUAAAAAAAUAAUACAGAAAUAAUUGGAGUCAUUUUUGAGGUUUUUGUGAAAAAAAUGAAAAUGGGUAAAAAUAAAUGCAAUUCUCUUGCUUAAGUUAUCUUCGAAGUGAAAUUUAUCAAUUUUUACGUUUGUGGAAAGGAGACAUUUUUUGUUUCCUAAAUUUUAAUUACAGUUAGAUUUAUUUCGGACUAGUUUUUCAUGGAUGAUCAGACUUUUUUUAAAGACUAGUCACUCAGGUCGAGCUACAAGUUUCGUCCGACACUUGAGGCGCAGUUUCUGGGAUGAGCAGCAUUUCAAGCUCAUGGUCGCCCUGACCAGGUAUAUCACUUUAUUUUCUUUGAACUACAAUGUCUCUUAUUUUCUUUCAGCAAUCACGCAAACCGAAUCUGGGAAAGCGCCAUCAACGAACCCAACAGCAAAGCACGCAAACCGCGUUCGAAGUGAGAUCCACCUGUCAUCAUUUUUCACCCCUUGUCGUUUUUUUCUCUUUUCAGUGACCCCAUUUACCCGCACAAGGACACAUUUAUCCGUGAAAAAUACGUCAAACUGGCUUUUCUGAGUAAGAAAAAAGGCGACGAUACGGAGAAGGAUAGCUUGAACCGGCAGUUGUUCUCUUGUGUCAGGAGCGAAUACGUGAAUGUCACUUUGAGGUGAGAUCAAUGUCAUGCAGUGACAAUUUGAAGAUGAUUUGAAAUAAAUUAGGAUCAUGGCAGGUUCAGAAAUUCUACAAAGAUGCUUGCAAAAAUUAAAUUUUUAUAUUCAAAACUGCAUGCCUGUCCACAAAUAAAUGAAUCAGAAUGAACUUUCUUCCCAUGAAGAAAAAUUAUCAAAAACUUUCUUGAAAUGUAUGAAUUUUAUAGUUUUUUCAAUUUUUAAAAUAUUUCAUUGUUGAGAAAAAAAUUGGAAAUUUUUGUUUGCAAAUGGCCAUGUCAUAAGGACUCCAUAUGGACUAUAUUUUUUUAGUCUCUUCCUUUUGUGCAAGAAAUUUUUUUAGAAGUCGGUUUUUUUAUAGUUCCUUUUUUUAAAGAUUUUUUUAAUUUCAGGCUGCCUAGUGAAAGUCUGAAACGAAAUAAAUGAAAAUUUGAAACUGUAUAUAAUCUUUAUAGACUGAUUGCCCUUGGAGCCGAUGUCAACUAUGUGGAUCCUGAAACCGGAGAAACUCCACUUCAUGUGGCGGCGCGAGAAUCUUCUGAGCUUCAGGUUAGUUUCAGUGAUCCUAUUGAGCCAGCAGUUUGUGUAAUUUUAAAAAUAAUGAUCUCUUUCAGAUCGAACUGCUUUUCCUUUUCGGAUGCUCUCUUGGCUCAAAAAACAACGACGGGGACACUGCAAAAGACGUUGUCGUUAAAACUGGAAAUGUAAAAUUGCAUGAUAACUACCUUUUGGAUAAUGGAUAUAUGAGUUCAGAGCGCUUUGGAAAACCGCUUUUCUGAACUGGAAUACUACGCUACGGACCGUUUUUCUCUGUUCCUUUGUGGUAGGAAGCCGACUCAUUGGGUUUGUUCUUUCUUUAGGUUUUAUCAAAAUCUGAAAACUUAGGACAACAAGCAUUUCUUGAUUCCGGAUCUGAUGGACAAGUCGUUUGUGGGCAAAACGCUCCUUUCCAGAAAUUGCAUGCAACUCGUUUCUGAUGAGCACCUGGCCAUUCUCAGACAGGAUCUUUAUGACGAGGUUAGGAUUUUUUGUUUUCUGAAGCUUUCAAUGAUUCUUUGAAAAUGUUGUCAGUGAGAAAAAUUCAUAGAUUAUACAACUUUGAAUAUUUAAAUUUUACUAAUCAAUUAACUUCAGGUUGAUCGUCGCGAGUGCGAAAAAGCCUGGAGAGAGGCCAACUGCCCCUGUUCGCCUUUUAUCACACUCUUCCUACCGGUAAUUAAAAAUAAAUGUCUAGAAACAGUUUCGAAAAUGAUUUUCAGCUUGAAAGUCAUCUAUCUUCAACCAGAAACCAAUGGCGCCAAAAAUUGGCCAAAAGCAACGCUCUGCAGUUUGCAACUCUGCUCAUCGAUGUGUUGAAGGUAGAACUUCAAGAAACACAAUCUAGAAAGUUGUCUGAGUUUCAGGAAAAAAAGCGCAGACAACUGGGAGAACCCCUGUGGAAACUGACCGCAGUGCGAACGAAUCUCUGAUUUUGAGAGGGUUAGUGAAGGAUAUUGAUUUUCUCUUUCUUCUCAUCAGCGUCUUUGAUAAUUGUGAUUAUGCCUCGGCGCAAUCUUCUGCAUCUUCAGGAAAAAUAGAGCAAAAAGUGUUUUAGAUAGAAAUUAGAAAUUUCUAGAAAAUCGCCCAAGUUCACGGCGCGCUACGACGAUUACGAUGAAGUUGCUGGUCAAUCGACAGUUUCUCCUUCCACGGGACACCGAACUCAUUCAGCUAGCGUCUGCAAAGAUGACACAGCUCCGCUGCUCGACGACAUGCUUGAGCUCAAGGAAAAACUCUUAACAACCGAGCAAACUGUCGCCCACUUGACGACUCAAAACCAGGAGUUAACCAAGUUAGUUUCUGUUUUUUGAAAAAAGUAAGAGCCUGGAAUGUUCCUUUAGAGCUUUUUCUAACUUCCAUUUUUUUAAAAAAAAAUCUUUUUAUGACUACUUUCAAAAAUUCAGAUUGGUCAAUCAACUCUGUGCUACCACCACCAACAUCAAUGCGGAAUGCGUCUCUCUUCGUGAGGAGGUUCAUUGAGAUUUCAAUUCAAAAUAAAACUUUCCUGUUUCAAGGUGGCCCGUUUGAGCCGCCUCACCUUGACUCGACGCAUGCCUUCUCCUUUGACGACAAGUAAUUUUUUUCUCACUUCAUCCAGAUUUUGUUUGGAAUUAAGGCGACAUCGCUACCCCUCCGAGGCCAAUCAUUCCAACACCGAUUUUGAACCGACCUUCUCCUAACGCUUUUCCGUCGGCGUUCCAGAAAAGGUGAGAGAAAAGCUGAGGAUUUCCCGUUAUAUUGAAAAUUGUUUAUUUCCUCAAACGUAUUCAAAAUUAAAUUCUGAUCUUCAGAGAACCCGAAGAACGCCCUCGCGAAGAAGGGAGCCGUUGGAGAUCGGCCUCGAGUGACCGCCGCAACUCAAACGAUCGCCCAAUCCGCCCUGAUGCCAAUCUUCGCCUUCCUCCUACCGAUCAAUCUGCACAGCGCCAUUUCCAUGAAAAUGGAUCGUCCAAUCAUUCCGGCCAUAUCUCCCGGAAGCCAAAUAUUCGACCGGAAGGUUUUCUUUCAAAAUCACAUUGGAUGAAUAUCGAUGAAAUUCAGAUCUCACUGCCAUCGUUCAACAGGGCGACCUUGUGGCGCAAAAAAUCCGUAUUUUGCUCCAACAUGGUGUCGACAGCACGCUUGAUACUUCUGACAACGCUGCUAGAUGCGCAUACGAUGUGAGUAUUAGUUAGAAGACAACUGAAAAUGAUUCAGAAAAGGAAGGAUUUUCGGCCUAGUACAAAAGCUCUGUCACAAACUAAAUUUGGUCUUUUUUUAAUCAUUUAAAAAAAUAAGCGUUUUUAAAAAGAAUAAUAUAUUUACUGGCCACUUCUGUCUUUAUUUCCUAAUUUAUGUAAUAAUAAAUGUUCUUCCAAGCCUUUGACAGUUGAAAAGCCGUUUUUUACACCACUGUUACUUGCAUAGCACUAUGUUUUCAGGUAUCUCGCACCAUCAGCCAAAUGGUUUCCAUGAUCCCGCACACUUUCUCAAGAGAUGGAAUCAACGAUCUAAUCGACACUGUCGUGGUAUGAAAUUUUCUCGAAAAUAUAAGAAAAAAUUUAGAUGCAUUCACAGGUUCUCAACGCGAAAUGCAACGCGCGACAGCUUUCUCCGGACGAAAUCUGCAAGGCGGCUCAUCAAGUCGCCGACAAGCUCCGUCACAUUCUUCUCUACAUUUUCUAA